Molecule: messenger RNA, 1575 nt
Organism: Sipha flava (yellow sugarcane aphid)
Lineage: Eukaryota; Metazoa; Arthropoda; Insecta; Hemiptera; Aphididae
Product: U11/U12 small nuclear ribonucleoprotein 35 kDa protein-like
Exons: 4
Coding region: 322-1365 (347 amino acids)
Biological process (GO): mRNA splicing, via spliceosome
Cellular component (GO): precatalytic spliceosome; U12-type spliceosomal complex
Molecular function (GO): mRNA binding; snRNA binding
Source: RefSeq, a predicted model, not a curated record
UAGCACGCCGAUAACGAUGCGAAACGAUAAGUUUCUGGGGUCCAACGCUUCGUGUUUUCAGUCCGUUCACAGUUUCCCGAAGCAUAUUACAUGACCGAUUAUCGUCGUUGUUUCCAGACACAACUCGAUUAAUAGGUAAGAAGAACUGUUAGUUUCGCGCGGACGCGCAGUCGAAUAAUAUUAAAAUGGUCGUGGCGUUCGAUUUCCGUUUCGACCGUUGGACGUCUAUUGUUUUUGGCUCCGGAGUAAAAAAGAAAACGAUUCAAACACGAUGAACCCACAGUUUCUUUCAAAAAAUACGUUGUUGCUUGUAAUGAGGAAAUGUCGUUCUAUUAUAAAGGAUGUGACAGAGAAGUACCUGAAGUAAAAUGCUGGUAUCCAAAAACAAUAGUUUAUGAUCCAAUAAAAGCUGGCAGUAUAGAUGGCACUGAUAUCGAACCACAUGAUGCUGGUAUUGUUAGAGCUGUAAAUUCUAAGUACAAACCUAGUUACAAGGCAAAAGGAAAUCCUCUAAAUACAAUAUUUGUCGGUAGACUCAGCUUGGACACAACAGAAAAAGAUUUAGAAAAAGAAUUUUGUCGCUAUGGUAAAAUGAAAGCUUUAAGAUUGGUUAGAGAUAUUAUAACAGGAUUAAGCAAAAAAUAUGCAUUUAUUGAGUUUGAAACAUUUAAAAUGGCAUUAAAUGCUUAUGUACGCUGUAAAUCUCUAGUAUUAAAUAGUUCAGAGGUAUUUGUAGACUUUGAGUGUGGGCGCUUAUUACCUGGAUGGAAACCUCGUAGAUUAGGUGGUGGUUUUGGAGGCCAUAAACAAUCAGGUCAACUUCGGUUUGGUGGUAGAAUUAGAUGUUUUAAACCACCAUUAAAUUUAAUUGAUAUAAAAAAAAAUAAAUCAUUUAAGGAUGGAAGUCAAGAAAAAGUUGCAUCAACAAAACAUUCACCAUCAACUAAACCUUCAUUUUCAACCAAAUCUUCAACUUCAGUCAGACCAUCAUCAUCAACCAGACCUUCGUCAUCAACCAGACCUUCAUCAUCAGCCAGAUCUUCAUCAUCAACUAGAUCAUCAACAUCAAACACAACUUCACAUUCAAACGCAAAUAAUGUUUCAACUACACCAGCGGUUAGAACUAUUUCUUUGCCGUUAACACCGCCCUCAAAUUCAUCUAUAGUUUUACCAUUAACACCACCAUCAUGUUCAAAUAUAAAUUUACCACUAACACCACCUUCACAAUCAAUUAUUGUCUUACCAUUAACACCGCCCUCUCAGUCAAUUGUAACAUUGCCAUUGACACCACCACCACAUUCAGUUGCUCCUUUACCUUUAACACCACCCUCAAAUUCAGUUUCAACUUCUUGUAAUUCCAUGUAAUUUAAAAAAUGUUCACAAUUUUUUUUAAUAAGUAAAUAAUUUCAUAAAAAAAAAAAACUAUUACUAUUAUUAUUUUUCAAUUACCAAAAACUAUUUUUACUAUUAAUUUUGAAGUAUUGUGAUACCACUUCUACACAGCAAUAAACAGGAGUGCAUACUUAAAAUUGUAUAUAUAUUACUUUAAUAUUUUGAAAUAUUUUGAUAUUUUUU